Messenger RNA from Cygnus atratus (black swan), 2651 nucleotides. RefSeq names its product WD repeat containing, antisense to TP73 (gene WRAP73). Gene Ontology annotation, molecular function: protein binding. Lineage: Eukaryota; Metazoa; Chordata; Aves; Anseriformes; Anatidae. The record is from RefSeq and is a predicted model, not a curated record. Gene Ontology annotation, biological process: microtubule anchoring at mitotic spindle pole body; mitotic sister chromatid segregation; protein localization to mitotic spindle pole body. Gene Ontology annotation, cellular component: mitotic spindle; MWP complex; microtubule organizing center. The transcript has 12 exons. The coding region runs from base 59 to 1408 and encodes 449 amino acids.
CGGCGCCUGCCCCUUCCUCCCGCGGCCGGCCCGGGGCGAGGGCCGGGCCGGGCCCGCCAUGAACUUCUCGGAGCCGUGCCGGCUGUCGGGGCUGCUGGGCAGGAUCUCCCCCGACGGGCGCUGCCUGGCUUCGUGUGUGCAGUACCGGCUCAUCGUUCGGGACGUGACCACCCUCCAGCUCCUCCAGCUGUACACUUGCCUGGAUCAGAUUCAGUACAUAGAGUGGUCGUCCGACUCCCUUUUCAUCCUGUGUGCCAUGUACAAGCGAGGGAUCGUCCAGGUCUGGUCCUUGGAGCAGCCAGACUGGCACUGUAAGAUAGACGAAGGCUCAGCAGGAUUGGUGGCUUCAUGCUGGAGUCCGGAUGGUCGUCACAUUCUCAAUACAACUGAGUUUCAUCUGCGGAUAACUGUGUGGUCCUUGUGCACCAAGUCUGUGUCUUACAUCAAGUAUCCCAAAGCUUGUCAGCAAGGGAUCGCUUUCACUAAGGACGGCCGCUAUAUGGCAGUAGCAGAAAGACGCGACUGCAAAGACUUCGUCAGCCUCUUCGUAUGCAGUGACUGGCAGCUACUCAGGCAUUUUGACACUGAAACACAAGAUCUGUUUGGGAUCGAAUGGGCUCCCAACGGCUGUGUUCUGGCAGUGUGGGAUACGUGUCUAGAGUAUAAAAUAUUGCUGUACUCCCUUGAUGGCAGACUGCUGUCCACAUACCGGGCGUAUGAGUGGUCCUUAGGCAUAAAAUCAAUUGCCUGGAGUCCCAGCAGUCAAUUUUUGGCAAUUGGCAGCUAUGAUGAAAAGGUGCGUAUCUUGAACCACGUAACUUGGAAAAAGAUCGCAGAGUUCGAACAUCCAGCAAUGGUUGCUGACACAAAGACUGUUGUGUAUAAAGAAGUGGAGAAACCUCCAUCGGUUGAAACGGAGAGGCUUUCGUUCCCACCGACAAGAGCGUUGGCUAGUUCUCUCUUCAGCACACAAAGUAAAUAUGACAUUUCCCAGGUGCCGGUCUCUUUCCAGUAUAUCAAACCAGUUGCUGAUAGGGCUAAUCCCAAAAUGGGGAUUGGGAUGUUGGCAUUCAGUUCAGAUAACUGCUUCCUGGCAACCAAAAAUGAUAACAUUCCUAAUGCUGUCUGGAUCUGGGACAUUCAAAAGCUGAAGCUAUCUGUAGUCCUAGAGCAGCUGUGUGCUAUCCAAUCUUUCCAGUGGGAUCCACGACAACCUCGACUUGCUGUGUGUACAGGAAAUAGCAAAGUCUACUUAUGGUCCCCAGCUGGAUGUGUGUCAGUGCAGGUUCCAAUGGAAGGUGAAUUCCAGAUCGUCUCUCUCUGCUGGCAUCCUAGUGGAGAUUCCAUGGCACUUCUGAGCAAGGAGAACUUUUGUAUGUGUUACUUGGAAAGAGAAGAGGUGAAAUAACUAUCAGCUGCAUUAAAAAUGCUCUUAAAUUUGGGGAAGAGGGUCAAACCCCAUUGCCCAAUCUGAAGGUUUUUGUACUUAUAUUUAUUUGAAGGUGCGUAACCAAACUCCAAUCUGUAAAGCACUGUUUAUAUUUGAAUGGUGUUGCAACUAAAGCACAGAGAAUGAAGUCUGGAUUUUACAAAAACUAGUUUUCAUGUAGUUGAAUUUCCUUUGAAAUUUUGUCAACUAGGGAAUCUUACUUUCUAAAAUUGUAUCUGUGUAUAUAAUGUAUAGCUGUUAUUUAAAUUUGAUAAUUUCCAAUAAAUAUUUUGAUAGUUAUAAACUUGGUAUGACUCUAACUAUAAACCUGUACUACCCUAGACUUACUGCACUGAAUCUUUCCAAGAAGGAUCAUACCUGAUACUUUAGAAUAUAUUCUAGGGAACUGAAAGGGGAGUUUCUGAACCAGCUAUCUAAUGUUCAGUAAGGAAAGAGCUGUUGGACCAUCCUUUAUCUUUCAUUUGAGUAGCCAGCCUAUGAUUCUUCAAGGGAAGGGAGCACCUUUACAAAUAUUUUUUCUUCUGCUACUUAAUUUGACAGGCUCAGUCUCCACAAAUGAAGAACAAAGAACAAAUAUAGUUUGCAUUUAACUUUAUUGCAAGAUAAAAUAAAUAGAUACCUUAGAAAAUGCAUUGAGAGGGGCAUGCAGCUUGUUGCAUUCCAUCAUGAUUUCAGCUUUAUAUAAAUUUCAGAAAUCCACACCUACUUUCAGUUCAAGAAAAUACCACUGCAGCACAGCACUUACUCAGUAUUGUAGUUAUGCAGACAAAUGCUCUGAUAGACCAGUGUGUAUAGAAAGUCCUAUCCAAUGGCAAAGCUUGUUACAGUAACCUCAGGAGUAAUUCUGGUUUUAGUAUCUCUUGCACCGCUCCUGAAAUGCGGUACUAGAGACUAGUAUGAGGGUAAGUGCAAGAAAGUAUAAACCAAGACUGACACAGUGCCUAAAUUUUUAGGUAUUAGGAAGUCCUGUACUGCUGCUGUCCCAAACCACAAUAAAUUUAGGAAAAAUUACAAAGACUAUAAAUCUAAUCAAAGUAGAAUUACUUUAAGUUGUAAAACUGUUCUUCUAAAUAAUAACUUCAAAGGUAAAUGUUUACGAGGCUUUUGGCAACACUCAAGAUAGUCUUUAGUCUAUGAUUGCCCCAAGAAAACAUGUAAGGAAAUGGCAAGUUAGAUUCCAGGGAGAAAGGGAGCUAUUUUU